GUCAUCGUGAAAAUGGCCUGUUGCAACAAUACAAAAAGGUUGUUUGACAGCGUGAACUCUGCGGUGAUGCAUUGAGCGCUGCAGUCAAUGGAUGGGGUAAACAUAUAUUUAAAGUGUCAUUCAGACCAUCCAGAUACAGUAGUUAGUCGUAAAUCUUCAAAAAUGCUGCGCAUGUUAGAUGCUUUUCAAUAACGUCGUUAGCAAGUUAAGCUAACGUUAGCUAGUUGAAUGUGUUGUGGUCAUCUCGGUUGAAUCGUUUUCAGUUUAACAAGAAAAGCUCACGUUAACGAGUUGUGAUUUCAUUAACCAAAUCAAAGGAAGUGAUUUAUGGGGAUGAACGAUCUUAUUCCUCCUUCACCCACCCCUCACUCAGAUGAUGGAGGAUUUCUCCGGCCUGGCCCUGCCGCCUCUCUUUGGGGGCCACAUCCUGGAAGCAGAGCUGGAGCCAGGCGGGGUGGAACUGGGCCCAGGGGAGGUAGAGCUUGGCCCUGGGGUCAGUGAGUUGCUAGAGGGCAGAGGUCAAGGGUCAGGAGCAAGGCCAGAGCAGGAGGAGGAGAAGAGGAGAGAAUUGGAGAAGAGGAAGUACCUGGCUUUGAUCAAGAGGUGUAAGGAGAUCGAACAGGUGAAUGAGAAGAUCCUUGGUCGCCUUCACCAACUACAAAGACUAACACGUCGCAUGAAGAAGGAGAGAAGGUUCCUAAUGAAGACCCUCGACGCCCAUGGAGAUGACUAUAGAAAUGCACAGCUCACCAUAUUGCUUGAGUGGGAUCCAAGAAGAAGAGGCAUCGAGUUCCAAAACAGGAGAAAGACCCACAGACUGAAGCAGACGUCUCCAUGUUGGCAGAGACGCAGUUCAGUGACUUUCCAAGCCCAACCUCUUUGUCUCACUGACCAGGGGAAUGGCCUGCUGCUAGUGGGAGGAGAAAUGAAGCAGUAUUCUGUUGCUCGGACUCACACUUCCCCAGACGUGAUGUCACUGAAACGCAUACAGCCAGGGCUCUUUGGGAUGUUCUGAAAGUUGUAUUGGGCUCGAGCCCUGAUACGAUGGAAUAGGAUGAAGCUACCCCUGAUCUAAGGUUCUAUUACGUGGAUGCUGUCUACAGAACCUUUCAGAUAGAAAUGAAAAACAUAGUGUAUUUGAUUAUCAUUUAUGCACAACUGUGGUCUGUGGAAAUGACUGAAGGUCUUGACCAUGGUAAUCCACCCAUUCUGCUCGAGUAGAGAAUGCAUGGUCCGGUCCUUGCGAAAGUUACACUGACAGUACAUUUAUUGAUGUGAACCUUUAUCAGGAUACUCUGAACAUGUUUUAUGAUUGUUUGUCAAGGUGAUGCUUACUAAAUGUUCUGUAUAAAUAAAAAAUGUAU
Messenger RNA from Coregonus clupeaformis (lake whitefish), 1364 nucleotides. It is a transcript of the gene tfpt, whose product is annotated as TCF3 (E2A) fusion partner. The transcript has 7 exons. Lineage: Eukaryota; Metazoa; Chordata; Actinopteri; Salmoniformes; Salmonidae. Gene Ontology annotation, molecular function: DNA binding. Gene Ontology annotation, cellular component: Ino80 complex. The record is from RefSeq and is a predicted model, not a curated record. Gene Ontology annotation, biological process: positive regulation of apoptotic process; apoptotic signaling pathway; apoptotic process. The coding region runs from base 374 to 1015 and encodes 213 amino acids.